Mus pahari (shrew mouse) is the source of this 3414-nucleotide messenger RNA. RefSeq names its product zinc finger protein 235-like. The transcript has 3 exons. Gene Ontology annotation, biological process: regulation of DNA-templated transcription. The coding region runs from base 844 to 2886 and encodes 680 amino acids. The record is from RefSeq and is a predicted model, not a curated record. Lineage: Eukaryota; Metazoa; Chordata; Mammalia; Rodentia; Muridae. Gene Ontology annotation, molecular function: RNA polymerase II cis-regulatory region sequence-specific DNA binding; DNA-binding transcription factor activity, RNA polymerase II-specific.
UUGGAGCAUCCCGCAGGCCAUCUGUGCGCUGUGCCCCGGUGUGUCCUCUCAGGGACGAGUCUGCAUUCCGGAGAGAAGCGGGGCAGCGGUGGCAGCGACAGGUCCUUUUUAACUGGGUUCUGCCUGAGGCCGCCUGCCCUGAUUCCUGGACCCAUCUCAGCUGCUUGUGGAAGCCCGGGAGAGUCUAGCUUCCCACUGGAGCCUGGCAGAGGAGCUGUGGUGACAGAUGGCCAGUGUCAUAAAGCCUUAAGUGGCAACUCUGACUUUUAUGUGUUUAUGUUUUGCUUUUGCAUUUAUUUAUUUAAGAGGGGAAGGUCGUGUCACAGCUUAUGACAAGGUCAGAAGACAACUUGUGGGAGUCAGGUCUCUCCUUGCACCAUGUGGUGUUCAGGGACUCGAACUGAACUCACCCUAUCAGGCUCAGCUGAAGUCACCUCUACCCACUAAGCCGUUUUGCAGGGCCAAACUCCCCUUUCCUUAGAAAGGACUUAGGUUUCUGUUGGUCAUUAUCUGAAUGCAUGUGGAAAAAGAGACUCUGGAGGCUCUUGCAGGUCAAUAACGUUUGCUAAUGAUGAAGCCUUUUAGAGCAGGACACGGGGAUAAUUUCACUCCCAUGUAUGGAAACAAUAAUAUGUGAGAUAGCUGUCACAGUUGACAGACCGUUCUGAGGGUGAUGGUCAGUCAUGACACAGAAUGCAUUGUGAAGGUAAGGGUGCCCAGCACCCCUGAAGCUUCCAGAAAUAGAGAAUGUGGUGAGUGAGUCUGGUCACCUGGAGCCUUACACUACCGAUUAGUAGGAAGUAGGUUCAAAAGCCUGGCCAGCCCGCACAGCACUUGGAGCUGAUGGAGAAGCUGAGGAAGCCACGUGGACCAACUGUCCUAGCUGUGUUCUCACAAAGCCCUUCCUCCCCCAGCUUGCUUCCCAGAGCCCUGCCUUGUCUCAAAGAGAAGAGAACAAUGACCAAGUCACAGGAGGCAGUGACGUUCAGGGAUGUGGCCGUGAUCUUCAGUGAGGAGGAGCUGAGGCUGCUGAACGCUGCUCAGAGGAAGCUGUACCAUGAUGUGAUGCUGGAGAACUUCAGGAACCUCCUGGCAGUGGGAGGCCAGAGUCAAAAGAAGAUAGAGACUCUUCAUGCAACGGGAGUAAGGUGCCCUUCACUGGGGUGGCUUCCAUGCUGGCAAAUGACAACCCACGAUGUCAAAAAACUGGCCAGAACUCCAGAAGACGUAAUAAACACUCAAGGAAAGGGUUCCCACUUCCUGGAGCCAUGCCACAGGGUAACAGAACAUUCUCCCUUGGCCUCUGAGGAUGAUGGCUGUCUUGAGAGGCUCACCAGCAACCAUUCUGGUAUUGAUGAAAAUCAAGAAUUUCUGUCUGGGGGAGCUCAGAGUUCUUCGAAUAAAUCACAUCUUAGUGAGAGAAAUGGCCAGGGGAAACACUGUCCUCAGACUCGGGUGAAAAACGAGGCACAGCCGUUGGCUCUCAGUGUUGACAUUCGGGGUUGCAUUUCCCAUCAAGAUAACAAUAUACUGCAUAAAAGAGACAAAGGCCACAGCAGCGGUGACUGUGAUCAAGCCAUCAACCCCAUGUCAUCCCUCACCCAGGAUUGUGACUACACACAACAGAAGGCCUAUCAGUGCAGCAAGGGCCAAGAAGCCUUCAAUGACAGCCCUAGUCUGGAACUUCAUCAACAGAGCCUCUUAGGAAAGAAGUCCCCUGUCCAUAGUACUCCCAAGGACACCAAGCAUAGCCCCAGUGUCCCCAUUCAACAAAGUGUUCAUCUAGGAACAAAGCGCUACUGUUGUCAUGAGUGUGGCACAGGUUUCAGUCACAGCUCAGCUCUUCAGACACACCGGAGAGUGCACACAGGGGAGAAACCCUACAGGUGCAACAGCUGUGGGAAGGCCUUCAGCCGCAGCUCAGAUCUCAACAUCCACCGCCGAGUGCACACUGGAGAGAAACCUUACAAGUGUGAGGUGUGUGGGAAGGGCUUCACAAAGUGGGACCACCUCCAGAUACACAAGAGAAUUCACACAGGAGAGAAGCCAUAUAAGUGUGGAGACUGUGGCAAAUGCUUUAGCUGUAGCUGGAACCUUCACACCCACCAGAGAGUCCACACUGAGGAGAAACCAUACAAGUGUGAUGAGUGUGGAAAGCGCUUCAGCUUGAGCUUCAACCUCCACAGCCAUCAGCGGGUCCACACAGGAGAGAAGCCAUAUAAAUGUGAAGAGUGCAGGAAGGAUUUCAGUUCAGCCUCAAGCUUCCAAAGGCAUCAGCGGGUCCAUACAGGAGAGAAGCCAUUUGUCUGCAAUGUGUGUGGGAAGGGCUUCAGUCAGAGCUCGAAUUUUCAAGCCCACCAGAGAGUUCAUACCAGGGAAAAACCAUACAGAUGUGAUGUGUGUGGGAAGCAUUUCACCUGGAGCCUUCACAAUCACCAGAGGGUCCACACAGGAGAGAAACCAUACAUGUGUGUGGAGUGUGGGAAAGGCUUCAGUCAUGCCUCAAGUCUGCAGGCUCAUCAGAGUGUCCACACAGGCGAGAGACCAUUCAAAUGCAAUGUGUGCCAGAAAAGGUUCCGUCAGGCCUCAAUCCUCCAGGACCACGAGAGGGUGCACACAGGGGAGAAGCCCUACAAGUGUAGCACAUGUGGGAAAGUCUUCAGCCAGAGGUCUGGUCUCCAAGUCCAUCAGAGAAUUCACACCGGGGAGAAGCCAUUCAAGUGUGAGGAGUGUGGGAAGGAAUUCAGAUGGAACUCAGGGCUUAGUUCUCACCAGAGGGUCCACACAGGAGGGAAACCCUACACGUGUCAGCCGUGUGGGAAGGGCUUCAGUCAGGCUUCACACCUCCACACACAUCUGAAAAGCCACACCACAGAGAGGACCUAAAUCUGCAGCAUCUGCUAUAAGGGCUUCAGCCAGAGAUCGCAUCUACCACUCGCGGGUCCACAGUGCAGGGAACCCCUAGGUUUGUUCUGCACUCGGGUGGGUUCCAUGCUGCUGGUUGUUAACAGUGUCACCAAACCCAGAGGCUUCAGGAGAGAUAGUAUUUUGGUAUUUUGCCCUCAACUCAUUCUCCUACUGAGCUCAUUAUGAAAAAGGAAGACAGUAUUUGAGAAUGGACCUUCUUAGCAUAAACACACACACAAAAGACUAGAGACAUAUAGAAAAGGAUUCUGAUUUAAUUAUAAAAGGAAGAAUUGUCAAUUGUCAAGAAUAAAACCAAUAAAAAAUCAUUGUGGCUCAUACUAAUGCUGAGAUUGUUUCACUGUGGGUAACCAAUUGGCAAAGAGCUUGUAGCAACUAUAUGGGAGAAAUUACCAAUAAACAUCCUAAAAGCACAUGACUUCAGCUUACACAAAGGACUAAUUCGAUUCUCCACCAUAUAAUAAAAAAAAAAAACACCGAUUCCUGAAA